Molecule: messenger RNA, 2328 nt
Organism: Melanaphis sacchari
Lineage: Eukaryota; Metazoa; Arthropoda; Insecta; Hemiptera; Aphididae
Exons: 7
Coding region: 564-2237 (557 amino acids)
Molecular function (GO): protein binding
Source: RefSeq, a predicted model, not a curated record
UUAGUAUUUACGGACGAUCACACUGGUUUACCCAAAAUAGUGGUUUCAGGUUUGAACACUGUGCCGACGAACGGUUUAUGCGCAUUUGUACUUUUUCCGCAUGCGCACAUUCAAGGUAUCCAACUAAUAUGUGUGUGUGUGGUGUUUAUUGUGUCCCUGUCUAGUGUAGUAGUAGUACUUGCACAGCCGUUGUCAAUGUUCCCUGCGUCAGCUGCCAUUAAGGUUUUGUCUUUGGUCGUGUUGGUAUGCGUCUAUGAGAGCUGCGUCUUUUGAAUGUGCUGCUCCGUCGUUCGAGUGACUUGUCCAUAACAUCGGCACGUCAAUUAACAUUUUGCUUAGCGGUUCGCCGGUUGAGGUCAGCGGAGUACGCGAAAUAUUCAUACGCCCUGCCUGUGGAUAAACCUUUGCGUUUACGGUGAAUACGAUACGGUUGCUGUUUCGAUGGAAUAGUGAAGAAGGCUCGCCAACGUGGUGUUGCGGACCGAUUGUUUACUAUCGUUUUGAUUGUUCGUUAUCUGUUGAGCGUGGUCUAUACUGAUUUGUUUGAGCAACAAACGUUUGUAAUGAUGAACAAUAUGGAAGAGAUGGAAUCUGAUGACCAGUCUGUAAAAAUUUAUUUUGAUAAUGAUGUUGAUGUUGAAUUGAAUAAAUCAUACUUAAUCGAACAUAGUGCAUAUUUUCAAGCUAUGUUCAGUGGAUACUUUGUUGAAUCUCAAACAGGACAUAAAAUACAUAUAAAGGAUAUAAGCCAUACCGGAUUCAUGAAUGUCCUUAAUUGUUUGGAAAAUAAGGAAGUUGUUUUUGAGAGUUUGGAGGAUUUACUUCUUACAUUGGAAGUAUCACAGCUUCUUCAGUUUUCUUUCAUAUAUCUUCAGGCGGCUAAAAUUAUCGAAGAAAAAUACCUGUUUACAAUUUAUGCGAUAGAUGUAUUACCAGAAGUUUCUAAGCUUGGAUUGCAGAACAUAUUUGAUAAAGCACGUGCCUUUGUUUUGUAUAACUUCAGAAAAAUAUUGAAAAAGAAUAAAGUUGGUUUCUUGAGUCUAAAUGAAGGAGAUUUACAAUCAUUGUUGAAUAGCAAUAGUUUAAAUGUUGGCAAUGAAAAAGAUGUUUUCGAUUUAAUCAUUGAUUGGUGUUUAACAAACAAUAAUUACAAUAUUGAGUAUGAAUUGGUUGUUAGUUGUGUGCAUUUUAAUCAAAUGACUAAAAAACAAUUGAUAUGUUGUAUUUCAAUGACUAAAAAUUUAAAUUUACAAAAUGUCAUCAAGCCGUAUAUAGAUUUUGCAAAAGAUGAGGAUGAAUACAUAGUAAGUAAUGUAAUUAGACCGUUUAGAUGUAUUCCUUUUGGUUUGUGUGCUGUUAAAAAUGAAGAUGAUGGUCAAUCUUUUAUCUACCGCUGGGAUUGGACUUCUAUGCAGUUUAUAAAGUUUAUUAGAUUGGAUCCAUUGCCUCUUGAUACAACUGGAUAUCAUGUGUUCGCUAAAGAUUUAGAUAUUUAUGUGUUGGCUGGUGAAAUUGCAUUUGGAAGAGGAACAUGGAAUAAGGAAGGAUGGAAGUAUAAUUUACUGACAGAAAAAUGGAAGAGAUUACAAAAUUUUUAUCCAACCAAUAGACGCCAUGGAGUUGGAUGUUUUUGUGGCAAUGAUUUGUAUUUAAUUGGAGGUGUUACAAAACACAGAUUGCCAAAUCAAAUAAUCGAGCACUAUAGAUAUAGUAGAAGUAGAGAUACACUUGUUUUAGUUGGUAACAAUGAAUGCCCAUAUUUUCGACAAAGAUCGAAUAGAAAAAUGUUUACUAGUUUGGAGCAUAAUGGUACCUUAGCAUUGAUAACUAAAGAUAAAGAACCAAAAUGGUAUGACCUAAAUAUUGUUUCACCUAACAGAGGAGGUUAUAAGUGGAACAGACGUUUGAUAGAUUUAAAUGAUGAAGUGGUUAUUUGUGCAACCUCUUUUAAUAGUAUGGUUUACUUGCUUGCUUAUGACGAGAAUCGUAUUAUUAGUUUACACACUUUUUGUCCAAUGUACGAGUACACCGAGAAGUUGAAAUCUUUUAAUAUAUUAUUUGAUGAAGCAACUACUAUGUGUGCUCUUAAUCAUGAUAAAGCCAUGGUGUUUAAAAAUGAUACUUUGGAAUGUUAUUCUUUUUACAACGACUUCUUUAUAGAAUAUAAGAUUCAAUUGAAUUCUUUUCACUCCGACUAUUUAUUCAGUGUUCCUAUUUAUUUGAAUAAGAGAUUUUAAUUGAUUUUUAGUUAAGUAGUAUAAUUUAUACUAAUACAUAUUUAAUUUAUAAUCUAUGUUCAUGAAACUUAAUAAUGAUUCAGACUAUAAA